AUAAGGGAACCGCGAGCACGAGGUGCGGGCCGACCACACCGCUUCGUCUUCCUCCCCUCCUCCCGCUCCUUCUCCAAGGAUUCCGCCAUCGUUGGUCGCUUCUUGUGUCCAGAACUUGGAGCUCCAAGGCGAAACUCCCCUGCUCCAGGUAAUUAGUCUUGGUGAAAAUGGAAGGAACUGUUGGCUAAUGGUCAUCAAUUUCAUAUGGCCAUUGGUGCAUAGAUAUUCAAUGUCCUUUUAAAUUAACACCUGUUCCUGGUCUACCCGAACUAAUAUAAACCGAUAUUUUCUCUAGACAUUGGGGCAAUGUGCAAGGGAGAGACCUGUUCCUACAUCAUCAAUAAGAAAUCCAAGGCUGUGUAUUCGACCAAGAGAAUCCACUCCCAGGGUUUUCGCCAUCGAAUGGCAUUUGAUACAGGAAAAAUACCAAAGACAGAAAAAUCUAAGUUGAAGAACCUCAUUUCAGUAUCAUUCAAACCCGUGUCCCUUGCAAUUCCCACUGGUGAUGGAUACCAUGAACUUGUUUGUUUGGAUCAUCACUGCACAUAGAAAAUAAGCAAGCGCAACAAACACAGAAACCAUUUUAGUAGUUCCGUGUUAACGAGGGAGGCCAGCAUUAAAAAGGUUUUUUUUUUUAAGAUAAAGGAAAUAAUUCCGGUUUUUUGCAUCCUCCGAUGCAUACAGCUCUUUAAAGGUUAUUACAUAAUCUCAUACUAUAUGAUUUAAGGUGCCAAAAAGAAAAAUUUUACACCAUCCGGUGCAAAACGACUUUUGUUCUUGAUGCCACAUUAGACAAUGCUUUCACUUGUCGGUGCAAGGGAGCCUUGUGUUCAAUCACGGAUGUGCCUCGGGGAUAGAAUACAGCACAAGUUUCCAGCUGAGCGAAAACUUCCCUCCAAGAUGAUGAUCCAGAAGGAAAGCGAUCCAUACAACGCGCUGGUACCUGGUUUGCCAGAAGAUCUGGCGAAGGUAUGCCUCGCGCUCGUCCCUCGGAGCUGUUUCCCGGUCAUGGGUGCAGUGUCAAAGAAGUGGAUGUCAUUCAUCGGGAGCAGGGAGUUUAUCACUGUUAGAAAGGAGGUUAGGAAGCUUGAAGAGUGGAUUUAUGUCCUGACCGCUGAAGCAGGAGGAAAGGGAAGUCGCUGGGAGGUGUUGGGGAGCCUGGAUCAGAAGAAGAGGAUACUUCCUCCCAUGCCUGGACCAACUAAAGCCGGGUUUGGUGUGGUUGUUCUUGAUGGGAAGCUUUUUGUCAUGGCUGGCUAUGCUGCUGACCGUGGGAAAGAAUUUGUCUCGGAUGAGGUUCACCGUUACGAUGCUUGUCUGAACAGGUGGGCUGCACUUACCAAGAUGAAUAUUGCGCGUCGCGACUUCGCCUGCGCAGAGGUCAACGGUGUGAUAUAUGUCGCUGGUGGAUUUGGGCCUGCUGGGGAUAGCCUCACAAGCGUUGAAGCCUACAAUCCACAGCUGAACAGAUGGACACUGAUCGAAAGCCUCCGCAGGCCAAGGUGGGGCUGCUUUGCCUGCAGUUUCGAUGGGAAGCUGUACAUCAUGGGCGGCCGUUCAAGCUUCACCAUUGGCAACUCCCGCUCCGUCGACGUGUAUGACCCCGGCCGCCAUGCCUGGGACGAGAUCAAGAAGGGCUGUGUGAUGGUUACCUCCCAUGCUGUGCUUGACAAGAGGCUGUUCUGCAUCGAGUGGAAGAACCAGCGGUCACUUGCAGCCUUCAACCCGGCAGACAAAUCCUGGCAGAGGAUCCCGGUGCCCCUUACUGGCAGUUCUAGCACUCGGUUUUGCCUCGGGGUGCUCGGCGGGAAGGUGCUUCUGUUUUCAAUGGAGCAAGAACCUAGGUACCAGACCCUGAUCUACGACCCGGAUGCAAAAAAGGGAUCUGAAUGGGGCACGUCUAAGCUCAAGCCGUCAGGGUUGUGCAUGUGCAGUCUGACCAUUGAAGUUUGAUGGUAUGGCCAGGCCGAGAUGGUAUCAUGGUGUUCUACCGCUGCUUUGAACUUCUGAAACUUCGCUCAACGAUUCAGACUGGUGCUGCUAGUUGUAACAACUUUCUACUUGAGGUUGUUACUUGUGAAUUCUAAAUUCUACUCCUCACUUUAAUGAAUAGGCAAAGCUAUUGUGAAAAGAAAAGGUUGUACUUUGAUCCACUUGUGAUUUUGUAAAGUAAAAAAGUCUAUGUUGCAGAUAUGCCGAAUUUUGAUUGAUUCCUUAAUAACAGCAAAAUUUCGUAUUCA
Phragmites australis (common reed) is the source of this 2240-nucleotide messenger RNA. RefSeq names its product F-box/kelch-repeat protein At1g67480-like. The record is from RefSeq and is a predicted model, not a curated record. Lineage: Eukaryota; Viridiplantae; Streptophyta; Magnoliopsida; Poales; Poaceae. Bases 796 to 1953 code for a protein of 385 amino acids. The transcript is spliced from 3 exons. Gene Ontology annotation, molecular function: protein binding.